Messenger RNA from Nicotiana attenuata, 2369 nucleotides. Its product is annotated as putative oxidoreductase TDA3. NCBI's taxonomy places the organism in Eukaryota, Viridiplantae, Streptophyta, Magnoliopsida, Solanales, Solanaceae. Gene Ontology annotation, molecular function: oxidoreductase activity. Bases 603 to 1865 code for a protein of 420 amino acids. The transcript is spliced from 2 exons. Gene Ontology annotation, cellular component: cytoplasm. The record is from RefSeq and is a predicted model, not a curated record.
AUUAUACAUCAAAUAUAAAUGAUAGGCUUACAUCUAUGACGGGUUUGCCCAAUAAUCGUAAGAGCACAGAAGGAGAAGAGAGAAAACUGUUGAUAACUGAGAAAUCCCCCCUUGUUGGUUCCGUAACGAUGACUAUAAAUGUUGUAGCCAGAUCUGGGUCCCGAGAGAGCAGUAAUGGUUUCCUGCCUCUCUAUAUAUACUAACAAUUUUCCCUUUUAUCCAAUGGUCUUUGAUCGGUGUGCUUUCUCAUGAUUGGGUUAUUCAUUACUUGCCCAAACAUUACACUUGUCCUGCGAUGUGAGCUUUCUAACGGCUUGAUCUCGGCAGUGACCGUGGUUCUCGUCGUCAUCGCGCCUCGUGGGCACGACCAUGGCUGGAUCGACCUCUUGCUGUCCCCUUUAAUGAUAACUAUCUGAUGAUUAGAUUUUGACCCAUACACUAGCUACCAAAAAGUGCUUCUGUUUUCUCUCUUUUUCUAAAAAUAGAUUCUACAUUCACAACAAUAUUCAUGAACGCGUUUAAGCACAGCUCUAACAACAGCACCACGUGUCCUCUUCUGAGUAAGAUUGCAAUUCACAAUUCUCCGACACUAAAUUAAAGAAAUGUCAGUAACCCCUGCACUUCCAUUUCCAGCCAUUUCAGUCCCCAGGAACAUAAAAUUCCGUGACCUAAAAACCCAAACACUCUUCUUAAUACGAUCGUCAUCGUCACAAUCGCCGUCAAUGGACACUCCACAACCGAAAAAGGUCGCGGUCUGCGGCGGUGGAGUCAUCGGAGUCUGCACCGCCUACUUCCUAUCAAAAAAAGGCGCUGCAGUUACCCUAAUCGAGCAAUCCUCUGUCGCCUGCGCCGCCUCUGGCAAGGCCGGAGGUUUCCUAGCCCUAGAUUGGUGCGACGGCGGUCCCCUCGCCUCACUCGCACGCGCCAGCUUCAAUCUUCAUCGCUCACUCGCUGAAGAGCUUGAUGGACCCCACUCCUACGGCUAUCGUCCACUCACUACCCUUAGUAUCUCAGUCACCGAAUCAUCAUCAUCAUCUUCUUCUUCGUCGAACCGAACUGGGCCGCUUCCGUCUUGGGUUAACGGCCCAGCUAAAAGCCCAAGAACUAUUGGGUCAACUAAUAGCACGGCCCAAGUCCAUCCACAGCUCUUUACUAAAAAACUAUUAACCAAAGCAAUGGAGGAAUAUGGAGUUGAGCUGGUAAUUGGUAAAGCAGAGAGAGUUGAAAUGGCGGAGGGGAAAACGAAGGGAAUUGUAUUGGAAGAUGGGAGAGAGAUUGUGGCAGAUGCAGUUGUGUUGGCACUUGGGCCUUGGACUAAGAGAUUCUCUGUUUUGGGCUCGCUUUUCGGGGUUUACGGAAUUAAAGCCCAUAGCAUUGUGCUCGAACCUAAAGAGCCGAAUAGGAUCACGCCACAUGCGUUGUUUCUUACUUAUUAUCCGGCCCAUGGUGGGAAGCCCAUGGACCCGGAAGUUUAUCCUCGUCCAACAGGGGAAGUUUAUAUAUGUGGAAUGUCAGCUCGAGAAGAGGUUCCAGAUGAUCCAGAGCAGGUAACUCCAGUUCCAGAAUCAAUAAACGCGCUUAAGAGAGUGGCUGCUAGUGUAUCAAGCCAUUUGGUGGAGGGGGAGGCAGCUGUGACGGCUGAACAAGCGUGUAUCCUACCUUGCUCUGAAGAUGAUGUGCCAAUUAUUGGGGAAGUUCCUGGUUUAAAGGACGUUUACGUGGCAACCGGACAUAGCUGUUGGGGAAUUCUUAAUGGUCCGGCCACAGGUGCUGCUAUGGCCGAACUCGUUCUGGAUGGACAAGCUAGCAUAGUUGAUCUUAGCCAAUUUACCCCCGCAAGAUUCGCUCGUGUUAUGAAGAAGUAAGAUGAUUUUAUACAAAUCAUCUGAGGCAAGACGGCUUCAUAUACUCAUCACCACAAAAGGCAAAAGGGUAAUUGUUGAAAUGAAGAACUUGUAGGUUUGUUGUUUUAGCUCUAAACAUAGCACAAAUUUGUAUGGAAACAACUGGUCACAGUUACAUUUUCAUUAUCAGCACACUAAAUGUGGAGUCUGUCCAAGAAAUAAGGUGUCUAGACAUAAAACCAAUAUGCAGUGUUAUCGAGCAGAGUACUCAAUUAGUUGGAAUGUAUUUAUUAAUCAGAAUGUUAUCUUGUAAGAUGAUUUCUAUCUGUGUUGCUGAGACUCUCCAAAAGUGCUGCCGCACCGUGUCAGAUCCUCCAAAAAUGCACUAAAUUUGGAGGACCGACAGACACCCAACAACAUUUUUGAAGAGUCCGAGUAACAGAAGCAGAAAUUUUAAUUAGGGGACUUGAAAUCAGAACUUUGAGUCCGCCAAGAAGGUUAGAGCAGUAAUACUUUUGUUAUCCA